Messenger RNA from Folsomia candida, 806 nucleotides. RefSeq lists its product as uncharacterized. Lineage: Eukaryota; Metazoa; Arthropoda; Collembola; Entomobryomorpha; Isotomidae. The coding region runs from base 405 to 740 and encodes 111 amino acids. The record is from RefSeq and is a predicted model, not a curated record. The transcript is spliced from 3 exons.
CUACUUUGUGCUAAAUUUUAAAAAAUAGUAAAUUUCCUAAGAAAAUAUUUUUUUACACGAUCAAAUCGACACUUUUUCAGUCAAUUUUUCUCGUAAAUUUCGUCCUAAGUGGUCAUCUCUCACUGGCGAUUCUCAUCAAUCCCGACACUUUUUUAAACUCUCAGCUCGUCAAGGGUUUGUGGGGGCAUGGUACGGAUAUCCACGAUCGUUUUGAAGGUGGUUGGGUGGAGAAUAAGUCGCGAAAUUUGCAGCCGACGCACAUCUGUCGGGCCAAGUUGGGUCAAGUGAGUAUAAUUCCUGGCGAGUUGUUUAACGAGACGUGCUACAUUUCCGGAAAUCCAACAUUAGCCAACGGCGGAACGGGAGUGAGGGCUUUCACAGAAAAUUAUGAGAUUCUUCUUAAAAUGGAGGACGUGCUAUACGACUGGAUCGAGUUUGACGGGAACAAGGGCACCGUGCCGAGGGGAGCACUUAUAGGGGGAAUUGGAUCACAUUAUGAACCCAUUUUGGUUUGUCGCAAAUUUAUUUACGGAAAAGGAAACAAUCUUCAUAAAUCGAUGGCCGUGCUGGGAAACUUUUCUCCGAAAGUGGGCAAAUGUUUUUACGAAAUGCAGGUUAAAGCUGACACGAUGAAGUGGGAUGUGAGUUUUACAACGGAAAAGUUUGAGCUGCUUGUCUCAAAGGGAAAAUGGAAGGAGCCAUGUGGAAAAGAUGUAGAAGAUCUCAAAGAAACUGAAUGACAUAUUUACAUAUUUACAUAUUUUUUUUAUGAUACUGUUAAUUUUUUUUACAUGUGUACACAUUGA